AUGGCUCCCAACUGCGAGCCACUCUGUGUCUUUGGUGACAGGCUUUAUUUCACCACUUUUCCCCAUCCUCCUCCGCCGCCGCACGCUCUCAACAAGCAGGACUCGGAACAUGGCAAUCAGCCGCGCAUUCGCUCACGGCCGAAGGGCAGCUCUUCUGCAAGCACUUCUGACCAUUAUGCAUCCUACUACUAUUUCACGAUCGACGACCAGCUUCUCUAUCUAUCCUUCUUUCAAGACUGGGGCCCUCUGAAUCUUGCCAUGGUAUACAAGGCGUGCAUCCUCAUACAUGAACUCCUCGAGGAUAAGGAUUUGGCCUCGCAUAGAUUGGUCCUCUACUCAUCGGAUGACCCUAAGAGAAAGGCUAACGCUGCUCUUCUUAUGGCAUUAUAUGUGAUGAUUGUGCAACGUCGAGCACCAUGGGAAGCCUUCCAUCCAAUAGCGGAACUAGAGUUCAUGCCAUUCCGAGACGCAGGGCGUGGUCCUUCUGACUUCAAUUUGAGUAUACAAGACUGUCUCUGGGGACUAUGGAAGGCUAUGCAACACGGCUUAUGCGACAUGAACGAAUUUAGUGUGGAAGAUUACGAAUAUUACGAAAAGGUGGAAAAUGGUGACUGGAAUUGGUUAACACCAAACUUCAUUGCUUUCGCAUCACCCGUCGAUACCAACUGGAUAAAACGCGAGAAAGAAGCCAAAGAAAGUACCAAUUCCUCCAAUCCCGGUUCCAUCUCCCGUACCCCUUCCUCAUCUGGGUCCAAUCUAGCUCUUCAGCGAAAACUUCCCACACCUUACCUCAACUGCUUGGACUACUUCGAAAAGCGAAAUAUCAAACUCGUCGUGCGGUUAAAUACCGAACUUUAUGACCGGAAUACCUUUUUGGACCGGGGAAUUGAUCAUAUGGAGCUUUACUUUGAUGAUGGGACGAAUCCCACAGAUGAAAUUGUGCGGACCUUCUUGGACGUCGCCGAUCGCAUUGUAGAAAGUGGUGGAGUAGUUGCCGUUCAUUGUAAAGCAGGGCUUGGAAGAACGGGUACCCUCAUCGGCGCUUAUCUGAUAUGGAAAUACGGAUUCACAGCCAAUGAAGCCAUAGCCUUUAUGCGUAUAGUACGACCUGGUACUGUUGUGGGACCCCAACAACAAUACAUGUACCUCAAACAAUUAGAAUGGGCGAAAUGGGCUGCUGUAGACGAAAUCAAGAAAGCUCAAGCUCAGGCGCAGGCUGCCACUUCACCAGUACCUAUCCCUAUCGUUACUCCUGCGACACCUCCUGCAGAAGCCGAUGAUGAUGCGGUCAUGCAGACAACUCCAAAAUCGCAGAAAAUAGCGCUACCGCCAGUGACACCCAGUCGUCAUGUUGCUGCCGCUGCUGCGCAGGCCAAGGCAAUUGCACCUCCAGGACAGCCUCGUAAGACACCAAACGCGAAGCGUGUCGCUCAAGAUUCCGAUGACGAAGAUGAAGACGAAUCGUCUGACGUUCUGCCGGCACUGGGUAUCGCUCCACCGACGCGCAAAGUGAAGACCGUACCUUCACGGGGUGUUACUGCCUCUGAUCAGCGUCCAUCGCGUGUCACACGAUCAACAGCAAACGCAUCUGUUAUUCAAAAGGCUGGGACAGGGGCAGCCGCCCCGGAUUCGCCGAUCAAAGCAUCCCGUCAAGGUCCCAACAAAAUACCGAGACUAGCUACAACGAAGACUACCUCAGCAGCGAGGGCAUUAGCUGCUGCGAAUGUACAACAAAUUCAACCUAGAACGUUGCGUAACAACGCCAAUGCGGUCCCUCCUACUCCCUCUCGCCUACCAACCCUUGCAGGCAAACGAGCGCAUACCCAGAAUUCUUCUUCCUUGACCGAUGUUGCAGCUAUCAAGCCCAGCGCUGACAAGAAAGCCAAUGCUGAGGGAUGGGUACCUAACAACGUAGCUUCUGUUGUAGUACCUGCUUCCAAAUCCGAGCGUCCCGGCUUGAGAAGCGUCCGACGCAGGCGAAGUAGCUUCAGUGCUGCUGACGUUGUGGCAUAA
Molecule: messenger RNA, 2013 nt
Organism: Psilocybe cubensis
Lineage: Eukaryota; Fungi; Basidiomycota; Agaricomycetes; Agaricales; Agrocybaceae
Product: Tyrosine-protein phosphatase CDC14-like protein
Exons: 5
Coding region: 1-2013 (670 amino acids)
Biological process (GO): positive regulation of cytokinesis; microtubule cytoskeleton organization; regulation of exit from mitosis
Cellular component (GO): spindle pole; mitotic spindle; centrosome
Molecular function (GO): protein tyrosine/serine/threonine phosphatase activity; protein serine/threonine phosphatase activity
Source: RefSeq, a predicted model, not a curated record